This is a messenger RNA of Gossypium raimondii (Peruvian cotton), 885 nucleotides long. Its product is annotated as protein LEAD-SENSITIVE 1. The record is from RefSeq and is a predicted model, not a curated record. The transcript has 2 exons. Bases 74 to 664 code for a protein of 196 amino acids. NCBI's taxonomy places the organism in Eukaryota, Viridiplantae, Streptophyta, Magnoliopsida, Malvales, Malvaceae.
UCUACUAUAAAUUUGCCUUAGUUUAUUGCUAAAAACACAACUUAAAACAAAAGAUUUUAACUAGAAAUCAUAAAUGGGACAGCCACAAAGCAAACCAAGGUUUCUUCAACCAGGGGAUCACAUCUACUGUGAAAGAGAGGGAGGUUUAUAUGAUCACCAUGGAAUAUAUGUGGGGGACGACAUGGUUAUUCAUCUCCAGGGAAAAGCCAAGAAACUUGAGCCGCUACCUGAAUGCCGUAAAUGUAAAGACAAGCGUGUCCAAAAUGGUGAAAUAGCAAAAGUAUGCAUAGAUUGUUUCCUUCGUGGUGAAAAGCCCCGGAUCUAUGACUAUGGAGUUCCCCUUAAUAAAUUCCGUUUCAGAAAACGUGGUACUUGCUGCCCACACUAUUCCAAGCCUCCCCAUGAAGUUAUUAACAAAGCAACUUAUUUCGUUGAAGGGGCAAGCUUUGGCGACUACGAUAUGUUUAAUAACAACUGUGAGAACUUCGCUGUGUAUUGCAAAACAGGCUGUGCCGAUGGUUACCAGAUUGUAGGCUUUCUUGAAAAAGGUAGUCUUGCUACUGCUGCUGUUGCUGCUUCUCUUGGUGGUCCCCCUGGUAUAGUUUUGUGCGCUGCUUCUAUGGCAAUUUAUGGUACUUCGAAAGUGGUCACCGGCCUCAAUUGACACAAUUAGCAAAACAUCAAGCUCCUGGUAACUUCUGCCUGCAACUCAUUCACGGAACUUCAAUUACAUCUUACUUAUAUGUAUGAACCAUGUUAAGAAGAUCUCAUAUCCCAAUAAACUUAAAAGUCAAAGCCAACUAGUGCUGAUAUUCACCUAUAUGCAAAUGUGAAUUAUUUAUCAUCUUUUUUUUAUAAAUACUAAAAAUUUUAUGACGGUAGAAA